CUUUUUUAAACACAUUUUCUUUGUUUAUAAAUAAGUUUUGAUUACAAUUUUUAUUUAAAUUUGCUGUUUCUUCAGAAAUUUAUAUAAAAAAUGAAAACACUUAAAUUAAACUCAAAAAAAGUAAAACGAAAAAGAAAACAAGAAACAGUAAUCAAAAAACUAGAAGCCGAUAAAAUUUCAGAUGAAAUUGCUGCCAAAAAAGCUGCAGACGAGAAAUUGGUAACUGAAAAAUCGACGGUGUCUAUAGCAGUUCCUGGUUCAAUAUUAGAAAACGCCCAAUCAUUCGAGCUUAAAACAUAUUUGGCUGGUCAAAUUGCUAGAGCAGCAUGUAUAUUUCGAAUUGACGAGGUUGUAAUAUUUGAUGAUAUAUGCAGUUCUAUUAAAAAUAAAAAAACUUUGCUGGAAGAUGGCUCACAAGUGGUUAGGCACAGUUGCAUUCAAUUAGCGCGUAUAUUACAAUACCUGGAAUGUCCACAGUAUUUGAGGAAGUUUCUUUUUCCUUUGCACAAAGACUUGCAAUAUUCUGGCCUUUUGAAUCCAUUAGAUGCUCCACAUCAUUUGCGACUACAUAAUACGUUCAUGUAUAGGGAAGGUGUUAUAACAGAAAAGAAAGCGAAGGAAGGCGCUUGUUCCAGUUAUGUUAACGUUGGCCUGCUAAAUGACGUAAAAGUAAAUAAAUCUUUACCAGCUGGAGUUCGUGUAACUGUAAAAUUAGAGGAUUCAUAUGCUUCGAAAAAAAAGAAAAUAAAAGGAGAAAUAGUUUCCCCUAAUGAGCCCAGAUUUCGAACUGGAGUUUAUUGGGGCUAUAAUGUGAGAAUAGCGCAUUCAUUUUCUGAAAUUUUUACGAAAUCUCCGUAUAAAGAAGGAUAUAAUUUAACGGUGGGUACUUCUGAUACUGGAUCUAAUAUAUAUCAGAUACCAACUAAUUCUUUGAAUUAUGAUCAUGCUCUUAUUGUUUUUGGAGGCUUAAAGGGUCUUGAAGCAGCGGUUCAAAGCGAUUCAAAAUUGGAUGAUGUAAAAGAACCUAAACUGUUAUUUGAUUAUUACAUAAACUCAAUUCCAACUCAAGGAUCACGCACUAUUAGAACAGAAGAAGCCAUAUUAAUUACUCUUGGAAUACUUAAAGAAAAGUUAAAUCCAGUUGCACCAGACAUUACUUUUACCCAUUCAGAUAAAGUAGCUGCCAGUACAGAUACGGGAACAAUAGUUAUUAAUGAGAAUACCAGCUUGAUAGAUAUGAGCAAAUUUGAUUAA
Condylostylus longicornis is the source of this 1254-nucleotide messenger RNA. Its product is annotated as putative methyltransferase C9orf114 homolog. The record is from RefSeq and is a predicted model, not a curated record. The transcript has 3 exons. The coding region runs from base 91 to 1254 and encodes 387 amino acids. Lineage: Eukaryota; Metazoa; Arthropoda; Insecta; Diptera; Dolichopodidae.